Molecule: messenger RNA, 899 nt
Organism: Aspergillus eucalypticola CBS 122712
Lineage: Eukaryota; Fungi; Ascomycota; Eurotiomycetes; Eurotiales; Aspergillaceae
Product: Tvp18 family protein
Exons: 4
Coding region: 171-620 (149 amino acids)
Biological process (GO): vesicle-mediated transport
Cellular component (GO): Golgi membrane
Source: RefSeq, a predicted model, not a curated record
CGCGUCUACUCCCGGCUGGUAAUCUUAAGUAGUAGCCACACGAUCAACCGACCAUACUUCCCACCACCUCUAUAUAAGGCUACCCUCAGCAUCGCACUGCCGUUGCUCUAUACACCCUGACUUGAACCGUUCUCUGCAUCAUCAAAUAUCCCGCAUCUUCAUUCGGCACUAUGACUCUCGCCGAGGAGCUCCGCUCGAGAAACUUCAGUAUCUAUGGACAAUGGACGGGCGUGAUCUGCAUCGUCUUGUGCUUGGCUCUCGGUAUCGCCAACAUCUUCUCGUUCGACGUCGUGAUUAUCAUCUUUAGUGUUCUGUGCCUCAUCUCUGGUUUGAUCCUCAUCUUCGCCGAAGUGCCCUUCCUCCUCAGAAUAUGCCCCACAUCACCAAAAUUCGAUGCAUUUAUCCGACGCUUCACCACAAACUGGAUGCGCGCUGCAAUGUAUACAGUGAUGAGUGUUGUGCAAUGGCUCAGUCUUAUCAAGUCCGCUACCAGUUUGAUUGCGGCUGCCGUGUUCCUACUCAUCGCCGGUUUGUUCUAUGCACUGGCGGGUCUCAAGAGCCAGGAAUUCGUUGGCAGCAAGACUUUGGGCGGCCAAGGUCUUGCGCAGAUGAUCGUCUAAGACUGGUCUGAAACGUGAUUUAUGAAGCUAAGGUAGACCUUUCGCCUGUCAUGCAGCUAUUGCACAUGUCAUCUUCAACGUUCGUGCACUGCGCUCGAAAAGAGCCACAUGUUGUUCUCAUGCUAAGCGAUUCUGCUGCAGGUGACUGACCUGGAAUGGAAAAAGAGACGGCUAAGAACCAUCUCUGGGCUGAAUGCGCCACGAUUAUGAAUCGACUGUACUGUUCUUGACGCUGCCGAGCAGGGUCUUGUACUCGUAUAGCAUACUGUUUUGAGAAAU